Molecule: messenger RNA, 2953 nt
Organism: Sinocyclocheilus grahami
Lineage: Eukaryota; Metazoa; Chordata; Actinopteri; Cypriniformes; Cyprinidae
Product: V-type proton ATPase 116 kDa subunit a
Exons: 22
Coding region: 53-2767 (904 amino acids)
Biological process (GO): proton transmembrane transport; vacuolar acidification
Cellular component (GO): plasma membrane; vacuolar proton-transporting V-type ATPase complex; vacuolar proton-transporting V-type ATPase, V0 domain
Molecular function (GO): proton-transporting ATPase activity, rotational mechanism; ATPase binding
Source: RefSeq, a predicted model, not a curated record
GCAGUGUGUGAGCUGUUCCUGUUGCUCCAAACUAUCCAGAACAAACUCCAGAAUGAGUUCUUUAUUUCGUAGUGAGGAGAUGUGUCUCGUGCAGCUGUUUUUUCAAACCGAAUCGGCUCACAAUUGCAUCAGUGAACUUGGGCAUCUUGGAUUGGUUCAGUUUAAAGAUCUGAAUCCUGGUGUAGCGGCAUUUCAGAGGCGAUUUGUGAAGGAAGUGAAGAAAUGUGAAGAAAUGGAGAGAAUUCUGAGGUAUCUUGAGAAGGAGAUGGUGAAAUCUAAUAUUGUAAUUGCUGCAACAAAGGAGAAGGAGAUGGUUCCCUGUGCCAGAGAUGUUCUGGAGUUUGAGUCCACAUUUGAGAAGUUGGAGCAGGAACUGCGAGAAAUCAACCGUAACCAUGCUGCACUCAGACAGAACCUCAUUGAGCUGAUGGACAUUGACUCUCUGCUGAGGAUGACUGAAGACUUCUUUGAAGAGGCCGAGUCGCUGCUAACCUACUCUGAGCCUCCCUCUGAAGACUCAGUGUCUAUGACCGUCUCAUCACACAUAACCAGCCGCAGAAACAGCAACUCCAGCACCUCUGGAGCUCUACAUCUUAGCUUCAUUGCAGGUGUGAUCAAACAAGACAGGUUUCCUGCUUUUGAAAAGGUUCUUUGGCGCCUUUUUCAUGGAAAUUUCGUCCUUCGGCAUGCUGAGAUGCAGGCCACUGAGGAACUCCAAGCGUUGAGGGGAGCUGUGAAGAAGGACGUGUUCAUUAUAUUUGUCCAGGGAGAUCAUGUGCGAGAAAAAAUCAGAAAAGUGUGUGAAGGAUUUCGUGCCAGCUUGUACUCAUGCCCCAAAACUCUGUAUGAACGCAAGCAAAUGAGCAACAGCGUAAUGACACAAAUGCAAGAUCUUCGAAUGAUCCUGAGAAGAACUGAAGAAUAUCGUGCCGGUGUCUUGACGCGAGCAGCGGAGCACGUCCAGGAGUGGAGCAGUAAAGUGAAGAAGAUGAAGGCCAUCUACUACACCCUCAAUCUCUGCAACAUAGACAUCACGCAGAAGCUGAUCGUGGCAGAGAUCUGGUGUCCUGUGUCAGAUCUCACUUUAGUACAAAGUGCCCUGAUUAAGGGAUCUGAGCAGAGUGGAUCCAGCGUGACUCCAGUACUGAACCGAAUCCAAACCCAGCAAACUCCACCAACCUUCAACAGAACCAACACAUUUACUGAGGGAUUCCAGGCUAUUAUUGACGCCUAUGGGGUCGGUACUUAUCAGGAGAUCAAUCCAGCUCCAUACACUAUUGUAACCUUCCCUUUCCUGUUUGCGGUGAUGUUUGGAGAUUGUGGUCAUGGACUUGUGAUGACGCUGUUUGCAGUCUGGGUCACUUCACAAGCUGAAUCUUUACGAAAGUGGAAAAAUGAGCUGACAGAUGUUGUGAUCGGGGGACGCUAUAUUAUCCUGCUCAUGGGAAUGUUCUCCAUAUACACUGGCCUGAUUUACAACGACUGCUUCUCCAAGUCCUUCAACAUCUUCGGCUCUUCCUGGAGUGUUCGGCCCAUGUUUCAUCCUCACGGGCCUUGGCAAAAUGAAACGCUGCAUGAGUAUCACCAUCUUCAGCUGAACCCAUUUGUGCCUGGAGUUUAUUCUGGAGACCCGUAUGUGUUUGGAAUUGACCCGGUUUGGAAUAUUGCAUCAAACAAGCUGUCCUUUCUAAACUCCUUCAAGAUGAAGAUGUCCGUCAUAUUGGGAGUCAGUCAUAUGCUCUUUGGAGUCGCCCUGAGUUUGGUGAACUUUGUACAUUUCCGAAAAUUCCAGGACAUUUUCCUUCAGUUUGUUCCACAGCUGAUCUUCAUGCUGUCUCUCUUCGGAUACCUGAUCUUCCUCAUCCUCUAUAAAUGGUGCAUCACUCUACGCUCUGAAAUGGCUCCCAGCAUUCUGCUGCUCUUCAUCAACAUGAUGCUGUUUGAUUACCAGUCUGAACAUGUGCUUCUCUACAGAGGACAGAAAGGGGUUCAGAUCUUCUUGGUUUUGACGGCGGUGCUCAUGGUUCCUGUGCUGCUCCUGGUCAAACCCUUCCUCAUCUACAGGACCCGCAUGAAGACCAGACACCAGGUGUUCGGGAACAAUCUGAAUGAUCAGCAUGGAACAGAUACACGCUCUUCCUUCUCACAACAUCAGAAGGAUGAGAUGGUAAGUAUGGGUGACAUCUUUGUGUAUCAGGCCAUCCACACAAUCGAGUUCUGCCUGGGCUGCAUCUCCAACACGGCCUCGUAUCUUCGGCUCUGGGCGCUCAGUCUGGCUCAUGCAGGUUUGUCCUGUCGCAGUACUUGCACAGUGUUCGGGAACAAUCUGAAUGAUCAGCAUGGAACAGAUACACGCUCUUCCUUCUCACAACAUCAGAAGGAUGAGAUGGUGAGUAUGGGUGACAUCUUUGUGUAUCAGGCCAUCCACACAAUCGAGUUCUGCCUGGGCUGCAUCUCCAACACGGCCUCGUAUCUUCGGCUCUGGGCGCUCAGUCUGGCUCAUGCAGAGCUGUCGGAGGUGCUUUGGAGGAUGGUUCUCCAGGUGGGCCUGAAGAUCUCCUCUGGUAUGGGUUCACUCAUGCUGGUAGUGCUGUUUGCUGCUUUCGCUGUUCUCACCGUGACUGUUCUUCUGAUUAUGGAGGGCCUGUCUGCCUUUCUGCACGCUUUACGACUACACUGGGUUGAAUUUCAGAACAAGUUUUACGAGGGAUCCGGCUACAAGUUCACACCCUUGUCCUUUGACAGCCUGUUAAAAACACAGCAUUAAUAGUUUUUAUACGUGCUAUUCUUGUAGUUUUUAAAUGUAAAUAUAGUUUUGUGAAUGUAACAAAUGCAUAUUUCAAAUCAGGGGUCUUCAACAGGGAUCUCACAAGAAUUGUGUCAAAUGAAAUUCUGAAAAUUUGCAAGAUGUAGAGGAGUUUGUUUCUUCAUCAGAACAGAUUUGGAGAAAUGU